Molecule: messenger RNA, 2720 nt
Organism: Spodoptera exigua (beet armyworm)
Lineage: Eukaryota; Metazoa; Arthropoda; Insecta; Lepidoptera; Noctuidae
Source: the annotation of a GenBank genome assembly
ACCGUUAUGACAAUGACAUUGAUUAAAGAUUGAGGUUAUCAAAUCAAUUUUCAGGAAAUAAUCUACAUAAUCUUGAUAAUUAAGAAUAAAAUAAUGUGUUAAUAAGUGUUAGUUCUGUAGAAUAUUAAGUGUAAUUUUGUAAAAAUGUGGCAAUUGGUGCAAACGGGCUCAUGUCAGCUUAUUAGACAAAGACUGCUUACAGCUAAAAGCAAUGUAUACUUUACAAAUCUUAUGAAAAAUAGACCGUCGAACGUCGUGAAACGAUAUUUUUCGGAGGUCAAAACUUCGUCAGAUAAAAAUGCGAAACCUGGGUUAUUACUACUCUGUAGCCCAUGGAAGUUGUGUACUGGAGUCAGUUUAGCAUUGGGGGCUCGCUAUUUUCUGAGCAACGGCCCGGCUUACUGUAAAGCCCACAUAGGUCCUUCUAGAAUUAUUCAAAGAAGGCCCAAUGUUGAAGAAGACACAGCGAAAUUUGACUGGGAUAAAUUUCUCUCUUACUUACAACCUCAUAAAUGGCUUUUAAUAGCUGCUAUAGGGUCAGCAUUAGUCGUAGCAUUUUUCAACGUGUACAUACCAGCGAUGUUGGGAGAAGUUGUAAAUGUAUUAGCAAGUCAGAGACAGAAUCCUUCUGCAGAUUUUUUGGAUGCCAUCAGAUUGCCUGCGCUCAAACUGGUUGGCUUGUAUAUUGGACAGGCAUUAUUCACAUUUAUGUACAUCCAUCUACUAUCACAAGUUGGUGAGCGAGUUGCUGCACAGAUGAAGCAGGAUCUCUUCGAGUCCAUCCUUCAACAAGAUAUUGCUUUCUUUGACCAGGAGAGAACUGGCGAGCUUAUGAAUAGGCUGACGGUGGAUGUCCAGGAUUUCAAGAGUUCCUUCAAACAAACAAUUUCUGGUGGACUCAGAGCUACUACGCAGGUGGUCGGUUCUUCAGUCAGUCUUCUAGUAAUGUCGCCGCAGUUAACAGGUCUGACGUUGCUCUGUGUGCCUUCGGUAGUUAUUGGUGGAACAUUCAUUGGAUCUUUACUUAGGAAGCUGUCUAGAGAGGCGCAGACACAGAUAGAGAAAUCAACCCUAGUAGCGGAGGAGGCGAUAUCGAACAUGCGUACGGUUCGUGCGUUUGCAGGGGAAGAAAACGAAGCGCAAAUGUUUGCGCAGGAGUGCAAGGCGGCAGCCGAGCUUAGUAUGGAGCUAGGACUGGGCAUUGGAUUGUUCCAGGCGGGAACUAAUUUAUUCCUCAACGGUAUGGUGUUAGGUACAAUGUUCAUGGGUGGGCAUUUAAUGGCGUCUGGGCAGAUGUCUGCCGGUGACGUCAUGGCGUUUCUCGUCAAUGCCCAGACUGUACAGCGGUCUGUCGCGCAACUGUCAUUAUUGUUCGGAUCUGUCGUGAAAGGAAUCAGCGCUGGUGGCCGAGUGUUCGAGUACAUCAACAAGAAGCCAGUGAUGGACAGUUCUGGUACGAAGGUGAUCAGGUACCACGAGUUCCAUGGAGACAUAGAGUUCAAGGACGUCACGUUUGCUUACCCUAGCAGACCAGAAGCGACAGUACUGAAGAACUUCAACCUAAAGAUACCGGCUGGUAAGACAGUGGCCAUUGUUGGUACAUCUGGCAACGGCAAGUCUACCAUAGCUGCUCUGUUAGAGAGGUUUUACGACGUGAAUGCUGGCCAGGUAACAAUAGACGGUAUAGAUGUGAAAGACAUGGACUGCAAGUGGCUGAGGGGCAGAGCCCUGGGCAUCAUCAGCCAGGAGCCUGUACUCUUCGCCACCAGCGUCAAGGAGAACAUCCGAUACGGACGUCCAGAGGCUAGUGAUGAUGAGGUAUACAGAGCAGCGCAAACAGCGAAUGCACAUGAGUUCAUAGUGGGCUUUCCCGAAGGUUAUGACACUCUAGUUGGUGAACGGGGGAUGUCUCUCAGCGGAGGACAGAAGCAGAGGAUAGCCAUCGCUAGAGCCGUGCUCAAGAAUCCACCAGUUCUUAUAUUGGAUGAAGCUACAAGUGCCCUCGACUCGGCGAGCGAGAAAGUAGUACAAACAGCGUUAGAGACUGCGGCUAAAGGUCGCACCGUACUGGUGAUAGCUCACCGACUGUCCACUGUCAUGAAUGCAGACCUUAUCGUCGUGCUGAACAAGGGAAAUAUUGUUGAGAUGGGUACCCACUCUCAGUUGAAGAAACUUAAGGGUUUCUACUGGAACCUCAUCAAGCAGCAGGAUCAGUCGGCUGAAGCUAGCGUGGGAUUAUGAAGGCAUUAGAAUGUACUAUACAGGAAUAAAAACUAACGCGGCAGUACUUGGCGUGUACCAAAAUUGAAUUUCAAAAAUGCAUUCAUAAAAUAGGACAUAGUAUAUAUAUGAUAAAUAAAUGAAAUUGAAUACUUUUGAUGUCCAAGUACAAGUAUCACGCUUUAAUUCAUUGCGUAAUAUAUAAACUCAAUAUUAAAAUUUUUGUCCAAGACUAUGUUCAAGAAAUAAUUCGGUAGUUUCCAACUACUAGUCAAAUUCAUUACUUUUAUUUAAAUGUCAAAAAUGAUGCUCUUCAAUGAAUUUUGUAUGGCAUUCGUAACAUAAUUAUGACGUCAUAAUUUUGUUACGCCAAAUAGCACGCUUAUUUUUAUAAAGUAACUGGAUACAACUGAAAUUAGGUACAUAGUCAAAUCAAUGAAUAAAGGUAUGAUUAUAUUUUAAUAAUUCAUUGUAUUGAAAAGUCUAAAUAAUUUAUUCUU